Molecule: messenger RNA, 4201 nt
Organism: Vespa velutina
Lineage: Eukaryota; Metazoa; Arthropoda; Insecta; Hymenoptera; Vespidae
Gene: vib
Product: phosphatidylinositol transfer protein beta isoform
Exons: 6
Coding region: 461-1276 (271 amino acids)
Biological process (GO): phospholipid transport
Cellular component (GO): cytoplasm
Molecular function (GO): phosphatidylcholine binding; phosphatidylcholine intramembrane carrier activity; phosphatidylinositol transfer activity
Source: RefSeq, a predicted model, not a curated record
ACUCGUUGAUUUACUGAUAUUUCAUACGAUUAACUUGCAGACCAUAUAUUAAGUUACUUCUUGAUUUUUGAAAUGUAUCUAAUAGAAAAAUAAUAAAAAGUAAUGUGCCCAUAUAUAGUAUUUGUAUUCACGCAUGCGGUUUUCGUAUGUGGGCUAGAAUGACGUCAUAGCCAAAAGAGGGAAAAAGAGAGACAUAUAAAGAGAGAGGAAGUAAGGAUAAUAAGUGGUAGGGGAAAUUGAUGUACACGUGUGCGCAAGUAUAUGUGCUCCCUGGUUCCCGUGGCCGUGGCAUCGUACAGUUCGUAGAGUGGUGGAGUGUGUCAGUUGCUUGGGAAGUCUGCUCUUGUCGUGCAUGUCUAUGAUUACGGGUGGUAAGAUAACGCGAGUGAUUUUACCGAAGUAAGGGUAGUGGAUUUCGAUUAAACGAAAUUAAUACGUACCACAUGCACAACUAAUUAAGAUGCUCAUCAAGGAAUUCCGUGUCACUCUACCUUUGACCGUGGAAGAAUACCAAGUUGCUCAAUUGUAUUCCGUGGCAGAAGCAAGUAAAAAUAAUACGGGUGGAGGAGAAGGUAUAGAGGUUCUAAAAAAUGAACCCUUUAAGGAUUAUCCUCUUCUCGGUGGAAAAUAUUCUGCGGGUCAAUAUACAUAUAAGAUUUAUCAUUUAGCCAGUAAAGUGCCUGCUUUUAUUCGUAUCUUACUUCCAAAGAAUUCUUUGGAAAUUCAUGAAGAAGCUUGGAAUGCAUAUCCAUAUUGCAAAACUAUUAUAACUAAUCCGGGUUAUAUGAAGGAUAACUUUAUAAUUAUGAUAGAAUCUUUUCAUAUUGGAGACUGUGGAAAUCAGCAUAAUGUUCAUGAAUUACCCUCUGAUAAGCUUAAAAUAAGAGAAGUAAUACAUAUAGAUAUUGCAAAUGAUUCUAUUGCAACUGCUGAUUAUAAAGAAGAUGAAGAUCCAACAAAGUUUAAAUCACAGAAAACAGGACGAGGUCCUCUUGUAGGCAAAGAUUGGAUGAACAAUAUUCAACCUGUGAUGACAUGUUAUAAGCUAGUUACUUGUGAAUUUAAGUGGUUUGGGUUGCAAACACGCGUUGAAAGUUUUAUUCAAAAAGCAGAGAGACGUCUGUUCACAAAUUUUCAUAGACAAGUAUUCUGCUGGAUAGAUCGUUGGUAUGGAUUGACAAUGGAGGAUAUCAGAGCUAUUGAAGAUAAUACUAAAGAAGAAUUAGACAGGCAAAGACAUCAAGGUGAAGUACGUGGAAUGCAAGCUGAUGAUUGAGGCUUCAAAUGCCUCUGUCAUAAAUGGUUUAAAUCAAUUUCCUUAUACAUGUCAUACAUAGAUACAUGCGCAUACCUAUGGAUGUAUACCCAGACAAACCCUGCCAUAGGCGAUCCUGCAGGAUCGGGACAUUUUCCAGAACUUAUAUGUCUAGAUUUAGUGUCUAUUACAAUUACUUACAAUUUUAAUUUAUUUACAUUUACAACCAUUUUAGAUAAAUGUACCUACAGUCAAAGAUUGUCAUUAGAAUAUAACUGUUAACAUGGAGAACUGAUAUAAAUCGGUCCUAUUUAAGUAAUGCAUAAACUGUGAAAAAAAGAGAAUUUGGUUUGUUUAAAACCAAUAUAGAUAAAAAACAGUAAUGAUUAAUAAUUUAGUAGUUCGAUAAUAAUAUAUAAUGAAAUUUGUCAACAAGCAAUUGAAAUUGCUUGAUACAAAGUACAUACAAGGGUAAAUGUGAUUAGAUGUGAAUUUAAUUUAUAGGCAGAUGUUUAAAAGGGAGAAAAAAGAAAUAAAAAAAGAAAAAGAAGAUAAUGAUUUAGAUCUUAUCACAGUGAAUAUGAUUUAUGUAUUUAUAUAAUUAAAUUGGGUAGAUGAGAUACUUUUGCUCUUGUAUUCUCAAGCUUACUGGCAUAUUGUGAUGAUGUUCUCCAGCAUUCCUCAAGGCCUGCACAAUGUAUUAUAAUCAGGAAAUUAAAGAAAUCUAUUUUGUUAGAAUCACAAUACGAAUUUCACUAAUAAUAUAUUUCUCAGAAUGUAUACCAAUGUUAUAAUAGAUAUGGUAGGUUACAAAAAGUGAGGCUCGUGCAUUAUGCUUUCCAUUGAAAAGCAAAGUUGUCCCACAUUCUUUAUUUAGGACCAAAUUGAUAGAUUUCUGAAACAAAUUUGAAUACAAUAAACUGACAUAAGUAAUUCAUUGUAUGGAAUUGUGGGAUGUAUAUAUUUUAUGCAAAACAAUAAGAAAUUGAAAAUAUUAAUAUGACACACAUCGAGAGGUUAUUACUCUCCGUUUCAAUAUUUAUGACAAAAAGAGAGAGAGAGGGAGGGAGGGAGAGAGAGAGAGAGAGAGCGAGAUUGAGAGAGAGAGAGAGAGAGAGAGAGAGAGGAAAGGAAAAAAAUUCUCUAUUGUAUAUAAGCAAAACAAAUAAUAAGCAAAACAAAUAAUGAAAUUCAAAUUAAAAUGUUUCUUUUGCAUUCCAAUGGAUCUCUAUAAAAUUAUAUAAAUUUCUUCAAAACAAGUUCUAUAUGCGCACUCUGAGAAUAGUUUGUGCAUAGUGAAAGUAUUGAUGAAAACUGCAGCAAUUAAGUAAGGAAAAUAGUAUGAGGUGUCAUUUGCACAAACUAAAUAUACAGUUUCAAACUUAGGCUAAUGUGUAAGAUAGACUUUGAAAUUUGAGUUUAUUUACAAUAAUAGUUUAAAGAAGGAACAGUAUGUGUGUGCAUAUACAUAUAUAUACAUAUAUAUAUAUAUAUAUAUAUAUAUAUAUAUAUAUAUAUAUAUAUGUAUAUAUAUAUAUAUCUAUAUCUACAUCUAUAAUAAAAAUCGGUAUACAUAAAAUUGUUAUAAAUAUUAUAUGCGCUAAUAGUUGAAUAAACAAAUAAUUAAUUUACCUUUCGCUAUAAUAUUGAUUGCCAAGAAAUGAGGUUUAUGCUGCUCUGUUGAAACUUUCACUGUAUGUUUCAAACCUAUAGUUUCUCUAUUGAAUUCCACUAAUAUAAUAGAUUAUUUUUGUGGAAUUGAACUAUACUGUGCGUAAUAUGUACUACCUGUAUUAUAACAUCCAUUACUUAAUAUGUAGGUAAGCAUUAGCUGUUCCUUACGGCAAGCAGAAUAGAAAUCGUUAAUAGAAAUUUCUAUAAUGUUGCCAAGAGUUAACCAGUAAAAUACCAGUAUAUAUGUGUAAAUGUAUGCUGUGCAUUAGCACAAAUACAUAUAUGCAUGUAUAUUUGUGUCAAAUAUUUACAUAGUCAAAAGCGAAUAAAAGUAGAAGGCAUGGUAUGUGGAACAUGUAUUGUUUCUUUUCUUAUAUAUCAAAGUAUGCCAUAUAAAAAAUAUAUAAAAAUAUAUAGCUUGUGCGUACAAAUUACAAUUUAACUGAAAUUAUAUUCUUUUAUAAGAUUUCCAGCUAUAACCAAUUUUUGUAUUUCUGAGGUUCCUUCAUAUAUUUCUGUAAUGCGCGCGUCUCUAUAAUAUCGUUCUGCUGGCAUAUCAGUGACAUAACCCAUACCACCCAAUAUUUGUAUACACUGAUGUGCACAGAAAGUAGCAGCUUCAGAUGCCGAUAGUUUUGCCAUAGCAGCUUCCUGUAUAUAAUAAUAUCUUUCUAUUUUAUAGUUUCUUUUUUUUAUAUAACUCUAAUAUAGCUUUAUCAUUUAUGGAAAGAAAUGAUAUAUACCUUCGUAUAUGAUUUACCAAUAUCUUUAAGGUGUGCAGCUCUCCAUGUUAAUAAUCUGGAGCUUUCCAAUUUUAAAGCCAUAUCUGCCAAUUUUUGUUGAAUGGUUUGUAAUUUUGCAAUGGGACUUCCAAAUGCUUCUCUCUUUGCUGCAUAUUCCACAGCACAAUCGAGAGAUGCUUGGGCUAUUCCAAGGGCUUGGCAGGCAAUACCUAUUCUUCCAGAAUCUGAAAAGUAUAUGUAAAUUCAUGAGAACAUUUAACGUUGGAUAAACUAAAAUGUGGAUAUACAGACCUAAUGUCAUCAUUGCAAUUUUAAAACCCAUUCCUGGUUCUCCUAAAAUAUUUUCUUCUGGUAUCUUGCAAUCUUCAAAUAUCAAAGAACAAGUACUGCUACCUCUUAUACCCAACUUAUUUUCUUUUUUACCUAGGGAUAAACCACUUAUGGGUUUAUCCACUAUAAAACUACUUAUUCCUUUGUGUUUCUUUGAUUUAUCUGUGGUAGCAAAUAAAAUAAUAGCUUCUGCUUCAUA